Molecule: messenger RNA, 1758 nt
Organism: Diaporthe citri
Lineage: Eukaryota; Fungi; Ascomycota; Sordariomycetes; Diaporthales; Diaporthaceae
Exons: 2
Coding region: 1-1758 (585 amino acids)
Cellular component (GO): nucleus
Molecular function (GO): protein binding
Source: RefSeq, a predicted model, not a curated record
AUGGAAUCUGACGACACCACAAACUCGUACACUUCCGAGGACGACGCCGAGUAUUCCGUUCUCCUGGACCGCCGCGAGCAGCUCACCGACCUCCUGGCCGAGUCGCCCUAUGACCUGAUCCGCUAUCUUCAACGCGCCGUCGUCUACUCAAACCUUGGCUAUCCCGACCUUGCCGCUGGCGAUGCCUAUCGCGCCCUGCUCCUGACCGACGAGGCCCGCAACGAGGGCUUCGAGUACCAUGACCAGGCUGUCCAAGCUCUCGAGUCGUACUCAUCCUCUUCCAAAUCCCUGCCCGAGGUCCUCCACCAUGGCGCCCUCCGCCAGGGAUCCGGCGACAUGGUCAACGGCUAUGGCCCCCAAGGCCCAGAGUUCCACCAGGAAAUUGCCGCCGUAGCAUCCGUCCGAUGCUAUCAGAUCAUCUCCCUCAGCCUGCUGCUCUGUGGCUGUCUGAGCAGUGCCCACACUUACUACGUCGACGUGGCCAAACUACCCGAAUGGGGCCACGUGCGGAGGGAGGUCUACCCCUGGAACACCUACGAGCCAGACCGCUUCUCUGAGAAGUCUCUGUCGUUCCUGAACCGGGAGCUCUCAACCAUGGCACCAAGAUGCGAGGUUCGGGUCUCUGAGCUCCCCGUGCUGCUUGACGCCGCAAGCAAUACAGACGACUAUGAGAUCAUCCCCACAUGCAACCAACUGGGCGUGUUUGCAAAGGAGGACAUCGCUCCCGGAGAAACAGUACUCAACGAGUACUCGCUCUUGACGGCCAACAACAGGCUGAAGGAUCAGCUGUGUGACGCUUGUGGCACUGAGCUUCCUCCCUUGGGCGCUGAAGUCGGGCCUGUCAGCUGCUCCGAGUGCUACGAUACAGUCUUCUGCGACCAAUUCUGCCACGACCAGGCCCAGGAACUCUACCACCCGGCUGUCUGCGAGAAGGACGUCGAUGCCAUCGCCAAGGACCCUGAUGCUGCAGAAUCCGACUCUGCACUGCACCUGCUGCUUCUGGCCCGGCUUCUCGCCAUGUCAGUACAACAGGAAGUUCACCCGCUAGAGCUAAAGAACAUCAGAUAUAUAUGGGGCGACUUCAUCCCGCCUCGCACCAACGCAAUCUCCAUCUCGCCCAACGCCGGACCCCCGCCGGACUGGACCCUGCCUUUCUCUUUCAGAUACAACGUCGAAACGCCACUGCACAUUCUCGAGAAGAUGGACAUUGACAUCUACCAAACUCUUCCCCAGCACGACCUGUGGGUUCUGAACACCUGCUUCGCAAAAUUCCGAGGUACAGCGUCGGCAAGACACAACACCCGCGACGGACGGCCCGAAGUCGCAGCCGUACACCCCUUCUGGUGCUUGGCGAACCACGACUGCAACCCGAAUGUGACAUGGGAAUGGGGUGGCAGGAUGAAGCUCUGGGCACGGGAACGCAAGGUUGUAGGCAACCAACCGGGAGGCAUCAAGGCCGGCGAAGAGAUUCUCAACCACUACUGCGAUGUCGACUUGCCCGUCCAGAAGAGACGGGAGUGGGCCGAGGGGAGUCUUGGGGGCUGGUGCAUGUGCAAGAGAUGUAGGGACGAAAUUGCGCUGAGUGGACCGGACGGUGCCGCAACAUCUGGAGUCGACGGUGCCGCACCAAAUGGAGUGGACGGUGCCGCACCAAAUGGAGUGGACGGCAGUUCUACCGCGGAUUCAAUGGACUGGACGGCCUCUUCAAAACCAAACGACGUCAUAAUGGCAGGCUCCGAUGGGCCUUUGCGCGAGUAA